GUAGGGAAUUUGCUGAUGUAUUAGUGGUGGCGGUGAACACGGUUGAACGUUGAACGUUCGAACUGUGGCCAACCCAAUUCUUGAGUCGAUUCAGGUGGACUCCUGCAAACUAUCGCAUCGGAUUUCUCGCCUGAAUCUAUGUUAAAACUGUUCGAAAUUCCUACUUGCAUUCCUGAUCUUACUGAUCACAUAGUCAAGUGUGAAUAUCCCGAGGCUACCAAUAGUCAUAAGUAUCAUAUCUGCAAGUGCACCUGGGACCGGCCUAAUCAUUCUCCAGUCACGGUGGCAGUCAAGGUUAUCAGGGUACUGCAACCUAAGAACGUCUUGGAUCUUACCGAGAGAUACGACGAAUUACUACAAGAAAUCAAAGUGUGGGGCAGACUUCAGAACGAACAUAUUUUGCCUGUGCUCGGAUACGUAUACGGACAUGGCCAUUUACCUAGUCUUGUGUUUCCGUGGAUGGAGAAUGGGAGCUUGACCAACUUCUUGCGUGAACGCGAGUCCUUAGAGCGUGGUGAACGUUUUCGCUUGCUGCAAGACAUCGCCUCGGCACUGCAAUAUUUGCAUGCUAUCGCAGUGGUUCACGGAGAUUUAACAGGACAACAUUUUGGUUGACUCGCAUGGGCGUGCUUUUGUAACGGGCGUCGGGCUUUCCAAGAGGCUUAACGAGGUCGCCUCCAAAUCCGAGUCUGGUUCGAACGACACCCGUU
Molecule: messenger RNA, 710 nt
Organism: Suillus discolor
Lineage: Eukaryota; Fungi; Basidiomycota; Agaricomycetes; Boletales; Suillaceae
Product: kinase-like domain-containing protein
Exons: 6
Coding region: 139-615 (158 amino acids)
Biological process (GO): protein phosphorylation
Cellular component (GO): plasma membrane
Molecular function (GO): protein kinase activity; ATP binding
Source: RefSeq, a predicted model, not a curated record